Messenger RNA from Bufo bufo (common toad), 2016 nucleotides. RefSeq names its product protein phosphatase 1 regulatory subunit 3D (gene PPP1R3D). The transcript has a single exon. NCBI's taxonomy places the organism in Eukaryota, Metazoa, Chordata, Amphibia, Anura, Bufonidae. Bases 569 to 1477 code for a protein of 302 amino acids. Gene Ontology annotation, molecular function: protein phosphatase 1 binding; glycogen binding. Gene Ontology annotation, cellular component: protein phosphatase type 1 complex. The record is from RefSeq and is a predicted model, not a curated record. Gene Ontology annotation, biological process: regulation of glycogen biosynthetic process.
GAGACGUCGUAUCUGUCCUUUAUACUUUCUCUCCUUAGGAUUUCUGCUUCCAGAACUGCAUGCAGAAUCCUGACUGUGUGGCCCAAGGGGAAGGAAUGUUCUACUAGAGAGGCCGGGCCAGGACAAUAUGAAAAGGCACUGAUCCAAUCACCAGGAAGGACAUGCACACAGCUGACACGCAGCAAUACUAUUCCCUCCCCUAUGGCUGCUGCACAGGAAGGAAAUGCACGGUAAGGUGUUAUAGCUCUGUCAUAUUCCUGCCUGCACAGCACUGAAUACCAGCUGAAUCAUGUCCUCCAGUGCUGUCUGCCGUCUGGUGGGAGUGUUCAUUCAUAAGGUCAUCUGCCGCUGACAGACUGGGGGUGUGAGCACACAGCUUCUGCUAAACCCGGAAUUGGAAAAGGUGCAUUUACUCUCCUCCAUUCUUGUAGAUAAGGGGCUUCUGCGCAGAUUGGACUGCCGCUGGGACUAAAGCAUCUGCUGCAUCCAACUUCUCACAGGGCAGCCAAAUAGGAUAAAAAGCUACUGGAUAAACUCCAUUAUGUAGACAUUCACCAUUCGUCAUCAGAUGACCAUGUCUUCCACGCUGCAUCCUUCUAUAAUGCUUCGCAGCCGCAAAGUACAAGCUGAGCUUGGCCUCCCCCGCAGCUUAAGUUCCAUUAAUAACCUUUACCAAAAUGCACAACUGGCUAAAGGAUUUGGCAGACCAGCAGUCUGCUUAACCAAAGAGCAGCACAGAGCAGGCCGCCCCCAUCGGCCAGAGAAAAAGGUGAGCAUCAGCUGCGAUCCGGAAUUGCGACCUAUAAUGCGCCGCAGAACAAAGUCCCUGCCUUGUUCUCCAGAGAGAAGAAACACCGGCAAAUGUCGGCCUCAGUGCCAUAAAGUCAGGUUUGCAGAUUCACUUGGUUUGGAAUUGGCUGAAGUGAAGGUAUUCAACACUGGUGACAACCCAACCAUCCCUCUACACGUUCUCUCGCGGUUGUCGAUCAACUCAGACUUGUGUUGUAGCCAAGAUUUGGAAGUUUCCAUUGAAUAUUUGGAGCCAGACUUCAAACAGCCUGCAGAGUGUGGAGAUCUCUCGGAGCGUCUGCAGGAAUACUGUGUCUGCUUAGAGCAAGUUACUAGUUCGGAGGAGCUAGGGAUUUCUGGCACUAUUCGAGUGAUGAAUCUUGCCUUUGAGAAAAUGGUUUCAGUGCGGUAUUCAUUCACCAACUGGAAAACUCAUUUUGAAGUACGGGCAAUUUGGCAAAAUAGCGAUGACACGGCUGUUCCUAACACUGACGUAUUUGCCUUUGUUAUUCCAUUACCACCUUUUCUCCAGCAAAUCUGCUCAAUGGUACAAUUUGCUAUAAAGUACCAGGUUGGCAGCAAAGAUUACUGGGAUAACAACUACGGGAAAAACUAUACCUUUAUAUCAAAAAGCUACAGACUUAAAAUACCAAAAGACUGUGAGCAAAGCUGGAUCCAUUUCAUCUGAUCGAGUAGCUCUCAUGCAGUUACAAUCUUUUACUGAAAAAAUAACCUGGAUACAAUAGAUUUCCAGUGUGUUCAGGAUAAACACCAUCUAGAAUAAGCCCUGUCACUGGUGAUUACUGCUGGACUAUGUAUUACGUGCUGUGUGUAGCCUGCUGGUGCAUGCUGUUAACUAUUGUGCUGGAGAUAUUAGAUAAGGACAUGAAGAGUAAAGGGGCGGCCAUAAGGUCAGGUUUCCUGAUGCAGUUUUGGAAGCCAAAAUCAGGAGUGGAUCAUAAAAGGAGAGAAAGUAUAAAAGACAGAUACGACUUCUCCUCUUUUUUAAAUUCACUUCUGGUCUUGGCUUCCAAAACUGCAUCCAGAAACCUGACCGUGUGACCCAUACCCUAAAGGUUUUACUCAAUCAUUAAUACACAGUGAUCCCUCAGGAUACAAUCUUUUCAACACACAAUGGUCUUUUCUGACCCAUCGUAAGUUGAAACUAGACUCAACCUACAAUGUCUCAGACUCAGAGCCAAGCAAUCAAGGCCACUUCUCUGGUAA